AUGGUACGGCGGUUCCUGCGGCGCGGCCACAGCCUCGAUAGGCUCCUGCUGAGAAGGCGCCGAGUCGUGUCGCCCAGUGCCUCAUUCUCGUCCUCGCCGUCGUCUUCCUCGCGUCGCAGCAUGGCCGAGGACGAGGACGCGGCGGCCAUCGCACCGCUGCCGCCUGUGCAGAAGCGGGUGCUGUCGAGGAGCCACGGCUCGCGGGCCACCCCUGGCUGGCUCCAGGACAUGCCGCUGGUGCCGUCAAAGAUCGUCCGUGACAGUGGACUGCCUUCAGACAUGGAGUUGAUGAAGGAGAGGUUUGCCAAGCUGCUCCUUGGGGAGGACAUGUCCGGCACGGGCAAAGGGGUGUCCUCUGCUCUUGCGCUCUCCAAUGCCAUCACGAAUCUUGCAGCUUCUGUAUUCGGGGAACAGCGCCGCCUCGAGCCCAUGUCGGCAGAACGGAGAGCGCGAUGGAACAAGGAGAUUGACUGGCUCCUGUCGGUCACUGACCACAUUGUCGAAUUCGCUCCUUCGCAACAAGUAUCCGAGGAUGGAACCAACAUGGAGGUGAUGGGCACCCAGCAGCGCAGGGAUCUCCUCAUGAACAUCCCCGCCUUGCGAAAACUCGACGAAAUGCUCCUCGAGUAUCUUGACAAUUUCGACGAGGACCAGGAAUUCUGGUACGCGUCGAAUGACGCCGAUGAGAGCGAGGAGGACACGGCGAGGCAGGGCGACAGGUGGUGGAUGCCGACGGUCAGAGUCCCUCCCGAGGGCCUAUCGGAAGCGUCGAAGAGGUGGCUUCAGCACCAGAAGGACCUUGUUGGGCAAGUGCUCAAGGCGGCCAUGGCCAUCAAUGCUGAUGUUCUCGCAGAGAUGAAGAUCCCAGAAGAGUAUAUCGAGUCUCUGCCCAAGAAUGGAAGGUCCAGUCUCGGAGAUUCGAUAUACAAAGUUAUAACAGAUGAUCUUUUCGAUCCCAACGAGCUCCUAAAUUCUGUAGAUCUGUCAACAGAGCACAAGAUUGUCGAUCUCAAGGACCGAAUCGAGGCCUCUGUCUUCAUCUGGAAGAGGAAGAUCUGCAACAAGCUAUCGUGGGGCCCCGGCGUCAGCUUGGAGAAGCGAGAGCAGUUCGAAGAGCGAGCACAAACCGUCCUGCUCAUCCUCAAGCACAGGUUCCCUGCCAUUCCUCAAUCAUCGCUUGACAUAAGCAAGAUUCAGUACAACAAGGAUGUUGGGUAUGCCAUCUUGGAGAGCUACUCCAGGAUUCUUGAGAGCUUGGCCUUUGCAGUUAUGUCUCGGAUCGAAGAUGUGCUUCACGCCGACGCCAUUGCUCAAGAUCCAAAGCGCACAAAAUCAAGGAGAAGGCCUAGUCUAAUGGACAUCCCAGACUCUCUUGUUCUUGAUGCAAAGGAUGAAGAAGCCGAGAUGGCGCAUAACAAUUCCGUGCAGUGGCAAGAUCAAGAUCUUGAGGACAGUACGAAGCAUUCUGAGGGUGCAGACUCCAGUUUAGCAAAGCUGAAGAAGGUUCCACGUGUCGCAACAAAGAAGUUUCUGCACAUACAAAAAAUCGAGAACAUGGCGGGUGGAUUGAGAAGCUUUUCUCAGAGGUAG
Molecule: messenger RNA, 1590 nt
Organism: Phragmites australis (common reed)
Lineage: Eukaryota; Viridiplantae; Streptophyta; Magnoliopsida; Poales; Poaceae
Product: rop guanine nucleotide exchange factor 12-like
Exons: 6
Coding region: 1-1590 (529 amino acids)
Molecular function (GO): guanyl-nucleotide exchange factor activity
Source: RefSeq, a predicted model, not a curated record